Monascus purpureus is the source of this 3169-nucleotide messenger RNA. NCBI's taxonomy places the organism in Eukaryota, Fungi, Ascomycota, Eurotiomycetes, Eurotiales, Aspergillaceae. The record is from the annotation of a GenBank genome assembly.
UAGGCACAAAAAUGCUACUUCUAAUUAAAUAUUAUUUAUUAUUAUACGGAGUCCUUUUUCUCUCUCUUUAGAUGGUGGGUCGAUGAUAUCAACAGCCCUUUCCCCUCCUCCUUUUUCUGGUCUGCGGCUCUUUCCCUCUACCUUCAACUAAUCUUAACUGCAACCACGACUAUAUCUGACUGCUCUCCGCUUCUCUGUAUUGCCGACACUCAUUGUCUGCUUUUUGGGAAGUAACUCGAAAAGAAAAGGAAACGAGAAAAAAAAAUAAGGGGACCUAGAGGUUAUCUUCCCAGAGCAGACUCCGUACGAGGCUACCUUGUUGUCAGGUCGUGAAAGGGAAUCGAACAUGGCUGAAUUUUCUUUCUGCAUCUUGUUGUUCCGAUAGACCUUAAUCAGAAUCUCAGUCAGGUCUCCUAGUUUUGCAGGACAUGCCUGCCAUGGCAGCCUUUCCAUGGACGGGAGACUCACCCGAUUGCCAACUUGCGAAUCCCUCGGCGCCAAUGUCUGUUUUGUCGAUGCGAGAUUCCAGUUCUUCUCCAUUCAACGUUGCCACCCAUCCCACAGACUCUAUUGCAGAGGGCCUGGCCCCUAAUUACUUUGAUGGCGGCACUGAAAACCCCCAUAGUCGCACGGGUUCGAUCCAGGACACAUGCGAUGAAAUCAGCUACAACGCACUCUCGCAUAAAGAGGCCUCGAAAUCUCCUUCGAGGUGGCAGCUUCUACCACAGAUGGGGGCAUUUGAGGCUUCCUUGAAUAAGUCGAAAACGUGGUCCGGAAUGGAUGAGGAGCAUCGAGAUAUUGCAACUCCCGGGUUAUCGAAGGGUGAAACACAUAGGGUGGAGCCAGUAUCAAAAACUACUGCAUCUGCGCUACCUUUAAUGGGGUACUUCUCUCCACAGAUUCCCGGGAAAUCCUCCCAAGGUGCCGAGAAUGCUACCGCCAUGGGAGAGUGUCUGAAUUUACAGAAGGGCGCAGAUAGAACAAUGGCCUGCUUCUCAUCAUCUACGAACACACCACGCUCUAACCUUUGGAAUGACAAACGGAAAUAUCCACCAUAUCAUGGAUCGGAUCAAGUAUUGUCCAUGCCAAAUCUUUCAAUCUCUCGUGCGAAUACGCUCCCCGCAACCUUCACAGAUUUCGAUGCCUGUUCUAUCUCGCCUGACCGAUGCGUCGAAUUACUUGAAUCAUUUCCGGAUGAGGUCUUAUUACUUGACAUCCGUCCAUUUGCACAUUUUGCGCGUGCUAAUAUCAAUGAUUCUUUAAAUCUUUGUAUCCCGACAACGUUACUGAAGCGCCGUUCUUUUGACACCCACAAAUUGGAAGGUACAUUUACGAAUGAGGCUUCUAAAAAAAGGUUCUCUAGAUGGAGAAGUUGCCGCUUCAUUAUCGUUUAUGAUGCCUUUACCUCGAGUGUGAAAGAUGCCGGUCCGCUUGUUAACGUCUUGAAAAAGUUCACAGAAGAUGGGUGGACCGGCGAGGGGUUGAUAAUCCGUGGCGGCUUCAAAGCGUUUUCGGAGAAGUUCCCCGGUUUUGUCAAACAACCGCAACCUCAGUCGCAAUCGCGCAGAGCAACGUUAAAGGAGCAAACCUCGAUGAACCUUACUCUUCCGUCAAUUGCUCCUGUCGUUGGGGGUUGUGCCAUACCGGAGGAGUCACCCGCUGCGAACCCUUUUUUCGGAAACAUCCGCCAAAAUCUUGAUCUUAUUGGGGGUGUCGGGCAAAUCGCUGUCAAGUGUCCGGAAAAGCUAACAGAAUCGAGAAGGAGACGACUCCCUCUCUGGCUGCGAGCUGCAACGGACUUUAAGGAUCAGGGACGCACUGUCUCGGUGAAAUUUUUGGGACUCGAGAAGGAGGAGUUACAUCGUAUGCGGCAAGCACUGUCUUACGAGCCGUCUAUGUCAUCGAACGCAUCAACAAGACAAUUUCGCGUUGCAGGUAUCGAAAAAGGCACUAAGAACAGGUACAAUGAUGUCUACCCAUUUGAACAUUCAAGAGUUCAUCUCCAGGAUGUACCAGUUGGUGGUUGUGACUAUGUGAAUGCCAAUUACCUGAAAGCUGAGUAUAGCAAUAAAACAUACAUAGCUACGCAGGCCCCUGUACCUGACACAUUUAAUGAUUUUUGGCGCGUGGUUUGGGAACAAGGUAUUAAUAUUAUAGUUUCUCUCACCGCCGAAGUCGAAAGGGGACAGGUGAAAUGCCACCCUUACUGGGAAUCGGGAGACUAUGGACCCCUGAAGCUCAAGUGUGUCUCUCAGCAACAUAUCUUCAUUAAUUCUGGGGAUGUACAGCAUGUCGACCCGCGGAAUCGUCCAGUGCGAGAUCAGUCAUCCCUGGACGGGCAGAACGCCUUUGUCCAGCAGCCAGUUGACAAUUCUUUCAUAAUUGUCCGACAUUUCAGCCUGUCUCAUUCUUUUUUUCCGUUUCAACCACUCCGGGAAAUCACCCAGUUGCAGUAUCCUUACUGGCCCGACUUCGGGACAACCUCGCAGCCAUUCCACCUUCUAAAGUUGAUUGAGCAGUGUGACGAAGUCCGAAGAGCCACCAGCACCGUUCGCUUAGGAGAUCACGAGUCGGAAUCGGGGAGGCAGCGACCGAUCAUUGUACACUGCAGUGCUGGCUGCGGGCGGACUGGCGCUUUUUGCACUGUUGAUAGCGUUCUGGAUAUGUUGAAACGACAAUGCGCCGAGGGCGCUUUGCGUUUUCGGGAAACUGACAAUGAGGACCCUGCAGGUGAUGGCUGGAUUUUUGAUAAGGGACUGGAUCUAAUUGCGAAGACCGUGGGAGAUUUUCGUACCCAGAGGCCGAGUAUGGUACAGAACCUGAGCCAGUUUGUGCUUUGUUAUGAGAGCGUACUUGAAUGGAUUGCGUCUCAGAUGGUGGAAGAAACGGCAGGAACCCAUGUUGCUUGAAUCUUGGCUUUUGAUCGGAUACCCUCUGUUUCGUUCUCACUUUCUCUUGCUCUUGGAAGCGUGGUUUGAUGUUAAUACGCUGUUGAUGGCCUAGGUGCAGCAGAUUUAUGAGAUAAUACUUAUGACUAUAUGUAUAUAACUGUGCCGUAUUUACUCUGUACCUAGCAAGUGUCUUUGAUAUGAAGUGGCCGACGCAUUGAUAGAUAUAUAGACUCGUUAGAUAAAAUGGGGGAACUGAGCCGAACAUCUUGAGUUGUCGA